Molecule: messenger RNA, 6087 nt
Organism: Hydatigera taeniaeformis
Lineage: Eukaryota; Metazoa; Platyhelminthes; Cestoda; Cyclophyllidea; Taeniidae
Source: the annotation of a GenBank genome assembly
AUGGAGGCUUUCGGAUCGGCAAGCCUCUGUAGUGCUCCUGUAUUUACACCUCCUCUCGAGGAUUUCGAUGAUCCUAUUAAGUAUGUCCAGAAGAUCUACGAUACUGCUGUCAAGUAUGGGAUCUGCAAAAUCAAGCCUCCAAAAAACUGGAGUCCACCAUUCUCGGUGAAUGACACUGAGUAUUCUUUUAUUCCACGCAUUCAAAGAAUCGCAGAUGUAUCUCCUAGGAAUCGGGAGAAAAAUGCCUUUUUAGAGUCACUUGCUAAUUAUUGGAAAUCCCAGAAUAUUACUGUGUUUGCCCAAUUUAUUCGAGGCAAACAGUUGGACAUGUACGAACUGCACGCAGCUGUAAAAAAUUGUGGCGGUUAUAACAAUGUUUGCCUCAAGAACGCGUGGAUUAUUAUAUGCGGAACAAUGGGUUUUGAGUCUUGCCCUGAUAUUGCAUCAGCUAUCUGUGCAAAGUACCAGAGACUCAUUCUUCCGUUCGUCAGUGCCCAUAAUUCAAAUGUCGACUUGUCAAAGCUGAUUGCCUGCAAGAAGUGCAAAAAAUCUAACAGACCUUGCCAAAUACUUGUGUGCGAUGAGUGCCGUUUUGAUGGAGUGUAUCAUACGUUCUGCCUUGAUAUUCCCCUUUCAUAUGUUCCCAAAAGAUGGCUUUGCCCCAGGUGUUUUUCGAAUGAAUUUAACAAGAAAACAAAAAUUGAGGCAAAUGGAUUUCGUAAAGUGGAUGACUCUUGCACAUUACGGGAUUUCAGCUACACCGCUGAUGAAUUUAAGGCAAAAUACUUCAAGAAUCCACUGUCGACCAUCACUCUUACUGACGUCAGAGAUGAGUUUUGGAGACUUCUGAAUGAUGUUGAAUGUAGUGUUAUCGUUGAAUGUGGUACUGAUCUUCGCUCGUCAAUAAGUGGCUCUGGCUUCCCCACCACUCCAAGUAAUCUGGGAGAAUUCGAUUACUGUAACUCACCGUGGAAUUUAAAUAAUUUGGCGAAGAACCCCCUCUCAGCUCUUCACUAUUUACCCGAUAGCAUGGCUGGCCUAAAGUUAACGUCCCCUUCGUGUCAUGUUGGCAUGGUGUUCUCCUACUUCUGCUGGGAUACUGAAGAUCAUUGGAGUUUUUCUAUCAAUUAUUUACACAUGGGCGAGCCUAAGACCUGGUACGCGGUUCCGGGAGCUUAUGCUGAUGCCUUUGAGGCGGCCAUGCAAGCAGAGACAUGUGGACUAUUCCCUCAUUCUCCAGACGUCUUCCACCAUUUGAUAACGCUCGUCCCUCCUGAUCGCCUUAUACACUAUGGUGUUCCUGUUUGCCAUCUCGAUCAGUUGGCUGGAGAGUUUGUGGUUACAUUCCCACGAGCUUAUCAUGCUGGCUACAAUAAUGGGUUUAACUUUUCAGAAUCUGUCAACUUUUGCCCUUCACAAUGGUUUCCAUUCGGACUCCAUUGUGUGGACCACUAUGCUCUUCUCCAUCGCCCUCCGUUGUUUUCCCACGCCGAACUCCUCUGUCGCCUUGCAGAGUCGGGAUUAGAGGGCACCAGAGUGCCUAUCACAUUCUUCCUAAUCGUGACCGAUCAACUUGCCGGGCUUCUAGCCAAAGAGCGCUCUUUGCGUCGGCACCUGGUGCGUCUGGGUGUUCGACGCACCGAGCGCUUUGUCUUCGAAGCUCUUGAAGAGGAUUCGCGCGAGUGCCAGCUUUGCAAGACUACUCUCUUCACCUCCGCUCUUACCUGCUCCUGUUCCAAGUCAGAGGACCAAAUUCUUCUUUAUCGAUAUGGCCUUGAUGAACUCUCGCAGUUUGUGGAUCGGCCGCAAGAGCGCAUACGUGAGUACCGUCAGUGGAGGGCACGUGUUGAUAACUUCUUGCGUUCAAGCGCGUCCCUUCGCAAUGCAAAAGAAAGUGAGAGCCUUGCACUCUCCUUAACCGGUGGUCAGAUUGAGAGCCAUGACACGAUCACUGAACAGGCAGGUGCAGUGGACUCUGAAGGAGGUGGUUCCAUGCACAAAAUUCCGCUUAAGGAUCUAAUUAAACUCCGAGACGUGGGUCGCCAGAAUUGCUACCCUGGUGAUGUGGUUGCUUCUUUGAGCAAAAUAAUAGAGACAGCAGAGGCUUGUGUCUCGAUGAUUGGCGAAAUUUGCUCCCAAAAACCAGAAAGUCGGAAACGCCGCCCUUCUGUCAACAGUACACCUCGAAAGCGCGGAGGUAGUAUGGAGGACUUCGUGGAAAUUGAUCUCCCAUGGAAUCCAUCGGUCACUAAGAUCACCAUGAAUGAGUUCAAGCAUUACGUGGAAAAAAUUAAUGGUCUGCCUUGCACAAUGCCCGAAGUGGAGGAGCUGAAUAGGUUUAGUAAAAGGCUGGAGGAGUGGCAUAUUUCGGCGUGUGAGGUGCUGUCACUGGCCCAGCAACUCACUGGUGAUGAUACCAGUGGAGAUCCUCUUUCUCACCUCCCUGAGGUUUACCGAAUCGAACGGCUUGUAGCUUUUGCCAGGAGUGUUGAUGUGGAGUUGUGUCAUCUGAAAGGUCUAAAGCAUCUUCUGGAAUGCGUGUCGUGGUUAGAAAGCGUGGAAAGAAUCAUGAAGCCAAGAACCACAUUAGAUGAGGAUCUUCCUCCUUUGAAAGAAGUCAUUGACCUUGAAACUCGUGGUCAGAUGCUAGCAUAUGUCCUCCACCCUGAUCGUCUUACAGGACCAUCAAUUGGGUCGGAAAAAUCCAUCACCGCUCUGGAGUCGGCCCUCUUGAAAGGAAGCAUUGGACUUCAGAAGGUAAUCUCUGAGGCUCAAGUUAUCGAAAAUGCCAUCAAGGAGGUUCUCGAAGCACCCAAUGGUUCGCGUGAGCUCUCUGAAGCGGAGGCACUGGUGGCUCAAGCGUCCAGUCUCAAGGCCACCUUCGAUGUGUCAGGGGAACUGGCUCAGCUGUGCGCCAGAGCUCACACUCUGCUGAAGCAUUUUUCAUGCUUUCAGCGCCUCUUCAAGAGCCCUUGUGUCAAUGUCGCUACGCAGUCUAGAAUAGGGAAGGCCGUAAAGGGAGAUCCGCAGCCGCAAGCGGAGGGAGAGGUCGCAGUUGAGAGCCCUUUUCCAGAUGAAUUUGUCCGACGAGCCAGGCUAUACACUGCUGACUCUACCCCACGAGUCUGGCUUAGGUUCUACGAGGAGGUCUGCAGCGCUGCCAAAAAGCUUCCCUUUGUCUUUCCAGAUACUGCACAACUCAGAAACUUGUUGAAUGCCCUUGAUCGCUGCUAUACCCGCAUAAGGGCCGCUUUCUUGCCUUCGGACAAUGAACGUGCUUUUACUCCAGCUAUCCUCUUGGAGGUACUCCUCCCACGACCAAAAUCUGCUUAUGGACUGCUCAUUCAACGCGACGCAGAGGUGAUGCCAAAUACCAGUGAUGGUGGCACCUCUGGUUCGAGCCAAUUCCCCAAUCUCUUUGAUGCCCGGGCCUAUGUCGAUGCAUGCAAGGAGAACGUUUCGAAAUUUUUACAAGAGCUCAAUGAUGGUAGUGACUUCGAUCACAUGUACGACACCGUCUAUACGCCAAUGAUUGAGAAUGAACUUCAACUUCUUCAUUACCUGCGUCGUUCGAACAUGCGCAAAUCGAAGGAGCGUAACCAGAAUGCGAACAUUGACGUCAGGCGUGUGCGCUAUACUUGUCCUCGCUGUGAGCGCUCACUUCGGCCCGAACUGUCAACUGUGAUUGAGAUACUGGAAGAACUUGUCCCUCACGUCACUGGUUCUGUAACAAAGCAAGACUCAGGGGCAACAACGGUUCUAUCUGACCAUUCACCCACAGUUAAAUCAAGCAUCACCUCUGACCUCAUGGCGCCCCUCGUCUCUGUUCCCUUCCUCCUUAAAAUACCUGUUCUUGCUGCCGUCCAGAUGCUCUGCGAGCGCGCCUUCGCUUUUGUUCGGCGUGUCAGGACUGUUAUCUUGUCUACUCCAGAACUGCGAAAGGCAUUCAUGGAGUAUGAAACCUUUUCGGGAGUGCAAAUGCAGUGGAACAACUUCAAUGAGGCUGUGAUAUUGUGCGCACCCGCACGCCAACAGCACGCCAUCUCUACUCAUCAAUCGGAGCAGGAACCGCAUUCAGUUGGCUUAAUGCGGUCGCAUUUACCGCCAAACGUCGUGCGUCCACCCGGUAUGCAGCCUCUCGUGCUGCGGACCACAGCACCACGCAGUCUCGCCUCUGAGCGGCUGCACUGCCUCCACCGCCAACAUCAGUUUAGAAGUCCUCCCACGUCUUCCUUUCUCUUUCCACAUCAACUCCAACGUUCCAUCUCACCUUCUCGACGGGAGACCCCUGCACUAGCCUUCGGAGUGGAUGAUACCGACGAUCGUGAAAUUUUGACAAGCAGUACUGAGAGGGACUACAGGAACUCAAAGGGACGAAAUGAGAAGGAGGCGGCAGUUGCACUAGCUAUUAUGUCCUCCACCAGUGCCGAUCUCAUUGAACCACCGGCCAGUCCUAGAAAGCAGCACUCGCCUCUCCAUAGUUCUCAUUUUCUUACCUGUCAUCCGCGGCGCCGAACUUUGAGCGGAGAAAUGGACUCUAACCAGGCCAGCCCUUUGUACACUCCAGAUCAUCAGCGUCAAAUGCAGUGUGAGGAUUCGAUGCCACCUGCUGAAUUCCGUUGUUACAUACCACCUGACGCAUGCAGCUGGCUAGACACACUGAUUGGGGAGGCAUGCGCACUGGAAGUAAGCCUGCCGCAGAUUCGAUGGCUUUGGCAACUCGCCCUGGCUGCAGAUCCUGACUCCCCUGGUGCUCUGCAUCCCCGUGUUGUCUAUGAGGACGAGAUGGCUCUUCGUCGACGCGAGUGUCGCAGACGUUCUAUUGGAGAAGACUUAGGGGCGCACAGACGAGCGCGUUCCUGCCGCUACAAUUCUUUCGAAAGACCAUUCUACGCUACAUUGGCUCACAAAGGAAGAGACUCUGCUCUGGGUUUGGAUAGACUGGAGUCCUAUGGUGGCCGUCAUGCCAAAAGGCCCGUGUCUCAGAGACGCAGAAAUAAGACUCUACCUCGCCCAUCUAUGAGCUAUUUUUCAUACAUAACUUCUCGGCGCCGCUUCCUCUUCAGGCCCUCACGGGAGCGCAAGGACCAAUCUGAAACUUCCAGUAGAGACGAAGAAGAGGAGGCAGAGGUAAACGUAAAGGAAGGCGAAAGCAAAGACGGAGGCGAGAAUUUCGGCUUAAAUACCAUGAUAGAUAAUCCAGUUAAAGGCAAAGAGGAAUCCUGUCGUGAACCGUCCAACUCUUCUCUUGCCUCCAUAUCAUCUGUUGUCUCUUCUCCUCUCACCGGUGGACAGCAAUCAAUCUCGAGCUCUAAAUCUCAAGUUAAAAGUAGCAAACGAGCCUCUGAAGGUGCUCACGUCUCCACAGACCAUCGUCUUAUUGCGGCUCGGGAUUUCUCUGCGACUGGUGUGGUACGCCGGACUUCCGUACUACCAUUUACCCGACGAGAUCGCAGAGGUGGCAGCAGGAUGAGAGGAGGGUUUUCGCGACGCCAACACCGAACUCUGGUGCCUCGAAGACGAUCAAGAGGGGAACACGCUGUUGGAAAAGUGAACGAGGAGGGCGAAUGGCAAGAUUUUUGCGGAGCUGCCAACGGCUGUAGAAGGCCCCGUGGUACUGUUGCUUGGGUGGCCUGUGACAAAUGCAAUUAUUGGUACCACCAACGCUGCGUCGGCAUCAUGUCCGCUCGUGAGGUACCCGAGGUCUACGUCUGUAGAGCUUGCCAAAGUGGUGAUGAUGAGGGAGAGGUGGGGAGCGGAAGAUCGCAAUUUUCUCAGCCAAAGGAUAUCCGCGGCAACAGACAACCCUGGUCUAUACUCAAAAAUGAGCAUCAACAGGAGCUCACCGGCUCCUCCGCGUCGUCAGAAUGUGUUGAGGCGAUGGAGGCACAGGAUUCAUCUGAAAAUCCCUUAACUCAAUUCAAACGGUCUCGCUCUGUGUCAUCCGAAACAAAAUUGGGAGGGGUCGAAGCAAAGAAAUUCCACCAUAGCGAAAAUAUGGGUGCUGAAGCUUUGCUUCAAGCAAUCGCUGUACUUGAAGCUCAGCCCUCGACCCAUGUGCAACCUGGUGGAAAUCUCGACGCGUAG